AUGGUCGACCUAGCCUUACAAAAAAAACUUAAAUUCGAAGAUCCAACAACGGUCGAGGAAUUGUUCCUCGAUAACCGGAAAAUUCCCGCAAUCUCAAAUAUAAGUCAACUGCCUCCAGGUCAAAAAGACUUUAUACCUCUAUCAGAAUUCAAAAACCUUGUUUCCCUGUCACUAUGCAAUGUAAAUUUACACUCGCUGGAAAGCUUCCCUAUAUUGCCAAGACUCAAAAAGCUCUCGCUUGGUGACAAUAAAAUUUCUGAAGGUUUGGAAGCGCUAACAAUGGCUAAACUUGAAAGUCUUAACCACCUUGAUUUAAGUAAUAAUAAAAUAAGCGAUACUAAGACACUUGAACUAUUGAAAACACUGCCAAAUUUAAAACAUCUGAAUUUAGUCGAAUGCGAUUCGGAAAAUGAAGAAGAAUUAGAAGCGGACGCUUCUGGGGAAGAAAUUGCUCAAAGCGAUAGCGAAGAAGAAUCGAAUGACGAGCAGGCAAAGUCAAAUAAAAGUAAAGCCCCCCAAAUUUCUGCUGAGACUAUUGAUUCGAAUGAGGAGCAAGCGUCCGAAAGUGAUGAUGUAGAAGAAUUGGAAGUAACCGAUUCCGAACCUUCCAAUGAAAAAGCUUCGUUGGAUAAAGGAAAGGGAGUAGCUCUCCCUCAAGAAGUAGAAUCUCAAAAUGAGGCGGAAGAGGAGGAGGCAGAUGACGGUGACUAUGAUGAGGACCAAUUAAAUCUGGCUUCAUUAAUGGGUCAGGAACUUCCCGCAGAAGAUACAGCAGCAGCAUCAUCCUCAUCGAGUGUAACAUCAAAGCGAAAAGAUAUAAUCGAAGAUGAAGAUAAUACAGAAGAAUAUAAAGAAGUAUUAUUUUAA
This is a messenger RNA of Ambispora gerdemannii, 867 nucleotides long. NCBI's taxonomy places the organism in Eukaryota, Fungi, Glomeromycota, Glomeromycetes, Archaeosporales, Ambisporaceae. The record is from the annotation of a GenBank genome assembly.